AUGAUUGAUCCUGAUGGCAAAGGUGGCGUGACACCCUUCAAUGUGUACUGUGACAUGGGUGACAUCGGUGGAAUUGGCGUGACGGUCAUCAGUCAUGACAGUGAGAGAAGAACUCAGUUGGCAACAAUCUUGUAUGUAGUGGUUGCGGAUGUUACAGUAAAGAUGUGCGAUACACUGAAGUUAGCACCGCUCAGCUGGCAGCACUCACAUGAAUCUCACAGAACUGUGAACAGUUUAUUAAGUUUGAGUGCAACAAUGACGUAGCUUUUAUCCAGGAAAAUAACGCUUGGUGGGUGUCACGUGAUGGAACAAAGAGAAAUUACUGGGGAGGAGCAACAGGCUCUGAUAAGAUGUGCGCAUGUGGAAUAACAAAUUCUUGUUCCAAUGGCAAAAAGUGUAAUUGUUACAACGGUCGCAGUGACAGUGGCUGGAGAGAAGACAGCGGUCUGUUGACAGACAAGUCUGUCCUCCCCGUGACCCAGAUCAGACUCGGAGACUUGGAUGAUUCACAAGAAGAAGGAUAUCAUACAUUAGGAAAACUCAAGUGUUAUGGCGUGGCUUACAUUUUAAUAUAUACAGUGCAGCAAGUGUGACUGAACUUGGAAAAAUAUCAAUCUUUCUGAAAUUCAGUUGCAUUAAUUUUAAGUAAGGACUUGAUUAAAGAGAUUUUAAAAAGCUAACUUUUUUAUUUCUUUAGCUUGACUUUCUUUUGCGAAGAAACCCAUUGGUUUUCCAACCCCUACAUAACUUCAAUAAACAAGGCAGCCAGCCAAGGAAGGUCUGUUGCAUUUUCUGAAAGAUGACUAUUCUUUAGUCUUUUUAUUAGUGAAAGUAUUUAAAUCGGUGUGGAACAAGUUCUCUAAUGCCAUUCGUUAUGUCUUUCCUGCCAGUGUCAUCCGUAGCAUGGCGUUCCCAAAGCUCUAGAAAUUGGAGGUAACUUUCUAAUUACCCUAUAAAUGUUAAGCAUAGCAUUUGGAAUACUAGAAAUAAUCAUCUAAACAGAGUAGAUUCCAAUACCAUCAAAAACAGCAUUUUUCGUUGUUUGUAUGACCCUAUUUUAGCCUUGGACUAGACUAAGGAUGGAAGGAAGGAAGGCUUCCAAUCUGUUAUCUGUCACGAUCAACAUAUAAGCCAUGAGAGAGGCUUGGGUACGGGAAAAGAAGCAGUUCCUGACUCUUUGUCAGCAUCCAUUGAAAGAUAAAUAUUUGAAAAGUCAAAUAAAGUAGUGGACUAAUCCGAAGUCUAAGGCUCUAAAAAUCCUGAAUCAUUACUCCUUUUCUGGUAAGCACGCCGUGACUCCUUGAACAGAGGUCCUCAAUGUGGUUAACCGAUAGCCAUCAAACGGCUUUAAGCUUUAGCCGUUAGGCGAAAAAAUUGACAGGUUUUAACCGUUCGUUGUAAAAAAAGUUAACUGUUAAAAAUAUGUCUGGUGGAAACAAUGAAAAGAUGUUAACUGUUAGCCGUAAAUUGGCCAAAACUUUAACCGUUAGCCGUAAAAGCUAUCUCCUCAUUGACACCCUCUGAACAGGAAAAUCAACGUCAAUUCCACGUCGCAUCGGCCAAUAACUUUUCGCAAGAAAGAUAUUCAGAACACGGUUGCACCAAACGACUGUGAUAUUGUCACAAUUGCAAUUGCAAAUCCUAAACUGACCGGGGUAGUUCUUGUGGGAACUGAUAAAGCUUUGAUUAAAAAAAAUUUAUGAAACGUGACCAGUGCAAGCUGAUAACAAAACGAAAAGGUCACUCGAGGGCAAGAACUCCAUACCCACGCGUAAUGUCUCGCUGUGAUUAUAAAUACAUGCGUUGCAGUUUGAAGAAGCUAUUUUCAUGCUAGACAGAUUUUACCACAGUUUCGCCUUCCGUUCCGUGUUAUGGAGAAAUCAAAGGCAAAGCCAGUUUCUAACUCUCUGGUGUUUUCCUCGUUAUUUCUCUCUGUUGUUUGCUUCGUGGCACUGAUUCACGUCGAGAUCGAGCUCCACGCUCAUCGACAAAUGCUUCAAGUCUUGAAUCAACCAAAAGAAGAGAAACUCGAGCUGAAGAACCUAGCAAAUGACGAAAAGCCGACUGAGAUGAAUAUUUUAUGUCGUUACCCAAAUGAAGGUGGGUUUAAACUCAAAAAAUCUCAAGAAGCAGUAGAACGGCUUAUCACAGUUCAUCGUAAAAUAUACCUUUAAUUUAGAAUCACUCAAUGCAGAUGCUGAGUAACGUUAUGAAAGUUGAAAAGUUUGUCUGCAAUUUUGAAGGUUUUCAUUUGAAAUUUAGUCUGUAUUUUCGUCUUAUCUUUCUUUUGUGAAUAUCUCUGAAUCUUCAAUCAAGUGGCUCUCAACCCAAGAAAACUGUUAUUGUUAUUGUUAUUGUGAGCUUCUUAGCUUCUAAAGGGAGAAAAUUCUCAUGACUUUAGAAUUUCUCAAGACAAAGAAGGUCCACUGACGAAACCCAAGGGGUCACGCAAAGUUCGUGAUGAUAAGAAGCAUCGCUUUUGCCAUCUUUUUAUAGGUGCAUAUCAUUUCAAAGGAAUAAAGUUGACAAAUCAUGAGGUCAGCAAGUAAUGUUAAUUUACUUCACAUUUUUUUUUACGAUAAAAAUAAUGGUUUCAUUCGGAUCAAAAGCGUUACUUCAAUCAAACGAGGAAGUAAGUUCCUGUGAGCAAAACAGGAUGACACUCCGACAGGACGGAAGCCGAGCCUUUCAGCAAUAACGACAGGAAAAAAAAAUCAGUUUCGCUGGGAACAAAAUAUUUUCUUUCCUUUAGCUUUCCGGGAAAGCUCGUUCAAUUUCAAAAAUAGGAAGAAAUAUAAUGAAGGUUUUUGUCACUUUAAAUAUUCUUCAUUCCUCUAUGCUUCAGUCAAUUUUAAAUAAAUUCAGCUACUUUUCUACUCCAUUGGCAACAUGUUCGGCUUUCUUUCGUGUCGUUUCAAUUAAAAAAAGUUCUAGCUCUAUUUCAAAUACUACAAAACUAUGCACAAGCAGUCUUAAAGAAGAGAAAUUCCUUCCUCUCCUUUUGCAAUGAUGGGUACUUUUGUAGAGGAACUACCCAAAUUCUUAACGGAAUCCGUGGGCCACACCAAGACUAAAAUAUAAACUUAGGAAGGCUUUAUGGGAGAGUUCAUACACCAGAAGUUAUGACUUUGCGACUGAAUCACGCAGGUAAAUGUGUAUUGGAAAGAAGCGUUUAAGUUAUUGUUCACUUGAAGGUACGAUUAAAAAUUAAAUAUACACACGACAAAUCGUUGGUCGAGUUUCGCGAUCGAGAAAUUGCUACUUUAACGAAAAUAAUCUCUAGUUUCGGCUCACGUUCUAUCCCUAUGUCGAGUUCACUGAUUUUUGAAGCAGCUGCUGGAAAUCGAGGCUUCUAGAUAGGCCAUUUUCGAGGCUUAAUAUUAUUUUAUCUACAAGAGGUUCCGAAGUUUCCCGCGUUUUAAAGCAGAGAUAUUAUGCAUCUUAGAAGUGUCCUAAUAAGAUAAGUGGAACGUAGCCGCACUUUUACUGUGAUGUCUCUUGCAGAACUUCAAACUCGUCAAAAAAGGCAAGUGAAAAAUACAGACGGGAGAUCAAACGCCAGCGUAACCAUCGAUCGUGAAUCGAUCAGAAAAGAAGUACGACUCGCUAUCAAGAGCCAGGCUUGCAGUGUCCAUUGCCCCAACAGCAUCAGGGGAAGACGAGGCAGACCUGGUCAAAGAGGCCCUCCAGGUAAACAUGGACCACCUGGGCCACUGGGAGUAAAGGGACCUAAAGGAAAUCAGGGCCCCCAGGGCAUUCAGGGACCUCCCGGACCUUUGGGCCCCCCUGGAGCUAAGGGCGAGCCUGGUCAAUCAAUUACAGCUCCCUCUAUUGUUACACCUCCAAUGCCGAUAGUAGUAAACGAAACUGGUACAGCGUCGUUUCAAUGUGAGGUUGAAGGAAAUCCACAGCCUAAAGUCACAUGGCUGAGAGAUAACUCCAGUCUUCUCGCGGACAAACGAGUCGUGCCAACUGCUGGUGGCCUGGUCAUCAAUGGUGUCACGUUAAAAGAUAAUGGAACCUAUACUUGUGAAGCGAGGAAUAUUCUUGGGGUUAUGACGUCAUUGGCUAGGUUGACUGUUCAAGGUAAGAAAUAAAACAUUCAGUUGUUAAACACUAAACUAACAAAAAUCUAUCAUUUUAUGGACCGUUCUGAUGUAAAUUGAUGUAGAGCGUAAAUCAUAUUUUUGAGUGUAAAUCAUAUCUUUGCGCUUCUAUGGAACGAGGCCAGGAUUUAAAAUUAACCCCAUGGAAAAAAUUAUGAUUACGAUUAUCACCUCGAGGGUCACUUGGAAAGUUUACUCACCUUUUUUUUACCUCUCUGUUUUUUAUUCAGUUGGCGCAUCAAUCAUUCAAAAACCCUCAUCUGUUAUCGUUGAAGAAGGACACAAAGUGAGUCUGAAUUGCCAAGCUACUGGUCAGCCAACACCAACAGUCACGUGGCAAAAAGCAGUCGGUCACAUGUCCAACGAAAGAUCAAGAGUUCUUAAUGGCAGAUUGGAAAUAACCAAUGUGACUAAAACAGACGGUGGAGACUACAUAUGUUCGGCAAAGAACAUUCUUAACGAGGACUCGGCCCACACACAAGUCAUGGUGUUUGAACAACUCAAGUUUACAUUACUCCCUCCCCAUAAACGUUUAGCCUCACCUUCAGAAAAUGUGUUACUGACUUGCGAAGCACAAGGAGCAAGAGAAGUCGUGUGGCAGCGGACGGGCCAAGGUCUGCCCUCAGGUCAUAUCCUUUAUUCAAAUGGCUCUCUACUUUUAAAAAAUGUUGCUCGCCACGAUGCUGGAUCCUACACUUGCAUCGCACGAAAUUUUCAUCGCUUUGUUACUGCAACUACUGUGCUUGAAUUUCGAAAACCAACCUCUUGUAGUGACAUAAAAACACACAAUGGUGGAACAUCUUCAGGUACUUAUAUGAUUUAUGCUGAUGGCAGAGGAGGCGUGACACCCUUCAAUGUGUACUGUGACAUGAGUGACAAAGGUGGAGUUGGCGUGACGGUCAUAAGUCAUAACGCUGAGAAAAGAACCUUUGUUGAUUACAAAUCGGGGGGAUGUGGUGGUCGUGGAUGUUACAGAAAAGAUGUGCAAUACACCGGAGUCAGCAUUGCUCAGCUUGCAGCACUAACUCGAGUCUCACAAAAUUGUGAACAGUUCCUCAACUUUGAGUGUACAGCAGGUGUAGGGUUUUUGGAGGGUGGUUAUGCUUGGUGGGUGUCACGCAGUGGAACGCGGAUAAACUAUUGGGGAGGAGCUACAGGACAUGACAAUAAGUGCGCAUGCGGAGUAACAAAUUCUUGUUCCAGCGGUUACAUGUGUAAUUGUAGAGGCAGUUUCAGUGGCUGGAGAGAGGAUGGCGGUCUGUUGACGGACAAGGCGGUUCUGCCUGUAACACAAAUUAGACUCGGAGACUUAAAUGGCUCGCACGAAAAAGGAUAUUAUACAUUGGGAAAACUGAAGUGUUAUGGUGUAGCUUAA
Messenger RNA from Pocillopora meandrina, 5481 nucleotides. The record is from the annotation of a GenBank genome assembly. Lineage: Eukaryota; Metazoa; Cnidaria; Anthozoa; Scleractinia; Pocilloporidae.